UAAACUAUGUUUUCAUAACAGAUUGUGUGAACGGAAGUUGUAGAUAAAUUUAAUAUAAAACAAAAAUAGAUGGAUAAAUAACAAUAAUAAUAUGAAUAAACUGAGCUCACGCCUGGGGCAAGUCUAGGUUCUGGCAUACCUGGGUUAAUUGCACGGCACGUGAACAUCGACUGACUACUGUGUGUCGCACACCUGGCUAAUUUGUAAGCACUCGGCACGUGCAUAUGCAUAUGAAAUGAACAAGCCACAACGAUCAAAAUUAGACUUCUAACAGGUUGGGAUAUCCUCCAAAUAUCAAGGAAUAUGCACCAAAUUAAAGAUUAAGGACAUAAUCGAGCAAAUGUUCAUGCGGACCAUAUCCAGCGCACACAGAGUACAUCAGAAGCAGUUAAACAGGAAGGACACACCAAAGAAGCAUUCCCAGACACAGAAAAAUGACAACCGAGGAGCAGACAGAAAAUGGUUUUAAAAGAGACGAAUUUGAUGUGGACUUUGAAGGAAAUGUUGCCAAGAAAGCCCAAUGGUCCAACAAGUUCCAGUGUGUCAUUGCUCUGCUUGGAUAUACUGUAGGACUUGGCAAUUUGUGGAGAUUUCCCUAUGUAUGUCAACGGAAUGGAGGGGGUGCGUUUCUGAUUCCCCACAUGAUCUUCACGGUUAUAGUUGCUAUACCUCUCUUCUUCUUGGAGGCUGCCCUUGGUCAGUUUUCCCGUAAAGGUCCUAUCGGAGUGUGGGGGCUGUGUCCUCUGAUGAAAGGUAUUGGUUUUGGUAUCCUGAUUAUCAGUUUCAUCAUUGUGCCGUACUACAGUAUGAUGUUUGCCUGGGCCCUCUACUACAUAUACAGCUCCUUCUCCACCGUCCUGCCCUGGACAACAUGUGACAACUCAUGGAACACACAACGAUGUGUGGCUGUUGGUGAUUCAAAACGUAUCAUCAAUAAUUCAACAGUUAUAGAUGAAUCAAGAUUCAACAAGACAAACUAUUUUGUACAGAUGAACGCUUCUAGUGAGACCAACGUUUCCACUGAAUUAGCCAGCGUAUCGGGUCAUACGGCAACAGAGGAAUUCUGGCAGUACAAAGUGCUGGGCAUUUCUUCAGGGAUAGAUGACCUCGGCACUGUCCAGCUCCAUCUCUUCAUCUGCUGGGGUCUCACAUGCCUGCUCCUUUUUCUUAGCAUCGUAAAAGGAAUCAAGUCACUUGGCAAAGUAGUGUAUGUGACAGCGUUGAUGCCAUACAUACUGUUGACGGUACUGCUGGUCAGGGCGUGCAUGAUGCCGGGUUCUAUGAACGGGAUUAUGUACUAUGUCAAUCCUGAUUUUAGCCGUCUUCAACACUCACAGGUGUGGCUAGAAGCAAUUCUUCAGGUGUUCUUCUCAGUGGGUCCUGCUUGGGGAACUAUUAUUGCCAUGUCAAGCCACAACUCUCCCCACAACAACGUUGCUAGAGAUGCAAUCCUAGUCACUCUUUUAGGCGAGUUGACAAGUGUUUUUGCUGGGUUUGUGGUGUUUGCAACGGUGGGUUUCUUGGCUCAUGAUCUCGGACAACCUGUAACUGAGGUCAUUACUUCAGGUCCGGGCAUUGGGUUUAUUGUGUAUCCAGAGGCAGUGUCCCUACUACCGUUCUCCCAGCUGUGGUCCGUGCUGUUCUUCUUGGUAGUUCUGAUGAUGGGGGUCGAUUCAAUGUUCGGCAACAUAGAAGCAGCUCUUGGGUGUAUAGAAGAUAUUCUGCCAAGGCGUUUUCACACCAAACACCUCCAGACCAUUAUGGCUGCUGUUUUGAUGAGCGUUGUUUUCCUUCUUGGCCUCCUUUUCACAACUAGUGCUGGGAUGUACAUGUACCAGCUGUUAGAUUGGUAUGUGGCUGCCGUUGCUUUGUUUGUAAUCGGUACUCUGGAAUGCAUUAUUGUCGGUUGGUGCUACGGUAUGAAGCGUUUUGCUGUUGAUGUGGAGGCUAUGAUUGGAAAACAGCUGCCAAUUGUCUUUAAACUGCUGUGCUUCAUCUUUGUUCCUGUUAUUCUAACGGUGGCCAUGUUUCUAACUGUCACUUCUUACGAACCACCAUCUUACGGGAGUUAUGAGUACACGCCCGUCGCUGUUACUAUUGGUUGGUGUGUCGCCAUUGCACCAGUUGUACCUAUUCCAAUAACGAUGGUGAUACAGAUCCUGAAAGAAAGGGGGUCCUUUGCUCAGCGUGUGAAAAAAGCCACAACGCCAAACAGGAAGUGGGAAGAAUUCAAGCUACUCUAUGGAGUGGAGACGACAUCAAGAUACACUAUUAAAGAAAACAUCCUAUUUCUUUUCAACCGAUGAUCGACAUCGAAGUACUGACUUACAUUUGAUUGUAAAGAGCUUCUCGAUCAUUUUUGUGACGGUGCAGCCAUUGACUUCGACCGUUCACCUUUUAAUUGUUUUGAAGAUCCAUAUAGUGUUCUUGAUAGUAUUGUUUCAGAUGAAAAACAAAAUUAUUGGCAAAAAGUACUAGCUGCUGGAAUUGUGUCGGAUUUUUUUGCGGUUCAUAUUUGUUCAUAUUGUUGUUGCUAAGACGUUUAUUACAUACAGUGGAACCUGCAACUUACCCGUGAUAAUUCUUAUGUAUAUGUUUGGGAAAUUUCACAAAUUAUACCUUUUUCAUAAACUAUACCUUUCAAAA
Haliotis rufescens (red abalone) is the source of this 2646-nucleotide messenger RNA. Its product is annotated as sodium- and chloride-dependent glycine transporter 1-like. NCBI's taxonomy places the organism in Eukaryota, Metazoa, Mollusca, Gastropoda, Lepetellida, Haliotidae. The transcript has 14 exons. Gene Ontology annotation, biological process: sodium ion transmembrane transport. The coding region runs from base 435 to 2306 and encodes 623 amino acids. The record is from RefSeq and is a predicted model, not a curated record. Gene Ontology annotation, cellular component: membrane.